Messenger RNA from Cyprinodon variegatus (sheepshead minnow), 6342 nucleotides. It is a transcript of the gene bcor, whose product is annotated as BCL6 corepressor. The transcript has 14 exons. Gene Ontology annotation, biological process: negative regulation of transcription by RNA polymerase II. The record is from RefSeq and is a predicted model, not a curated record. Gene Ontology annotation, molecular function: protein binding; transcription corepressor activity. NCBI's taxonomy places the organism in Eukaryota, Metazoa, Chordata, Actinopteri, Cyprinodontiformes, Cyprinodontidae. Bases 109 to 5529 code for a protein of 1806 amino acids. Gene Ontology annotation, cellular component: nucleus.
ACUCUACGGAACUUGCACCAUUUAAUCAGGGCAACAUCUGUUCGUGAUGUCGAUGCUGAGACACAAACUAACCUGGCAGUAAGACGAGGAAACAACAUCACACAAAAUAUGGUGGAUGCGAGGUUGACGCCCCUGGCGGCGAUGGGCCUGGACCGAAGCAGUCUGAUACAUGACAGUCUUCGUCUUCACGGUGGGGUCGUAUAUCCGGGGAUCAGAACCCUCCCAACAGAGAAGAGCAGAGAGGCACCCACCCUCCCACUUGCCUACAACAGGGAUGGUCUACCAGAACUAAUUUACAAACCAGACGGCCCCCUGGAUAGUCGUAAGACCUCAAAUGGAUACCAGAGCCUCUACAAGGGCACCCAUCCAAGCCUUCACAAGCCUGUGCUAGUUUCUGGAGCGGAGGGUCUUGGGUUGGAACGGAGAGUGGGGCCUGGAGAAAAAGUGACAGAGCUGGGCUUGGCUGGGGCUGGUGGAAGCUACCUCCGCAUGCCAUUGCUGAGCCCAUACCCUGAAGCUGGCAUGUAUCCCUUUAUGGACACAUCCAAGUACGCUGCUUUGAACAUAUACAAAGCCUCCUUGCUCAGCCAACCCAGUCCCUACCUUCCCCAGCACCUGCCCUACCCUCCCCUGUGUGCAACCCAAGGAGGCAAUGUUACGUCUGCUGCAGCUGUUUCUGCUGCUGAGAGGCUCUAUUAUAUGCCUCCCUACCCUCCCUCUCCCAUUUCUUCUCCACUGGUGGCCACUCCCAUGAGGAUUCCUGCGGUCACAAUGACCCCCACUUCGCUGGUACACUGCCAAGACAAGGGGCUCGGUGUUACAUCUCCGUUUGCACAGCAGCUUCAUCAGCCCUCUCCUCACCCUCAGCACCAUCAGGCAUCUAUGGAGAGAGACAGGUCUCCGAGCAGGAGUAGCAGACCAAGCAGACCUCCCUCCAGGAAGGGAGCAAGCAACAACAAUAGCACCAGUAGUACCAGCACCAGUGGCACCACUGCUGGGAAUAAUAACAGUCUGCCCGCUGAUUCUUCUCAUAUGUCGUCCCGCCUCCCCCAACCUCUCCCUCUGCCUAACCUCCUUGACAAAGCACUGGAUUUGCAAAGGCCAGUUGCCAGAAUAGGACAACCAUCCGCCUCUUCUGCUGCUUCAUUAUCGGCAUGCCCCACUUCUACGCAGUCCAUUGCUCAUCCUUUUUCUAUAAGCAGCAUGGCAUCAGAGCAGUCCUCCUCUGCCAGACCCAGCCCCCAUAAACCUAGGUCAAGAGAUGGGGCAUCUGAGAACAGAAGUUCAGGAGUAGAAAAAGUACGCAGCAGGUCUCCUUCUGUAGUCAAUUUUGAGAGGCCAGCUAACCAAGCCCAGCAAACCAAAGACUCUGCAGAGAAGCCCUUGGAUUUGUCAGGAAGAAUUAUUGAGUACGGACUGCCUGCCAAUGGUUUUUCAGUUAAAAUGGACACCAUGUCAUCUGGUGCCCGCUAUGGACUUCCCUCUAGUCGGGAUCUUCUAACGGAAAAUGUCUCCUUGUCCCCUUCCUCCCAUCCUCAUUCUGUCGUUAGCAGCACUUCUUCAAAGGUCUCAGAGAGACCAGAGAUGAUCAGCACUUUACACUCUACCUGGGUUGUACCAAGCCCAUCUCCCUCACAUGCACAGCACACGUCAGGUUUGCCGCCCUCUCCAAGGUCAAACGCAGACCUGGGUCUUUCACAAGCCAAACGCGCCUCCCCCUCUGUCAUUAAGAACAAGAGCCUAGAGAGGGUUCUCCCUCAGCAGCGGAGCUCCUCAUGCCCAAGGAUAGGAGAGCCAAACCUCAGCGUUCCCUCCUCUCAACACUCUGGAUCGUCUCUGAUAAGCUCCAGGGUGCAUUCCCCUAAACCUAAUGGUGAGUGGGUGAAACACAGCCCCAGCCAGUCAGAGCAACACAGAGAAGGACCAGAGAGGUCUGUCCAGAUGAAUAAGAGAAGUGAACAGACUCCCGAUCUGUCGUCAUACAAAAGGCCAUGUUUGGAGAAUGGAAACCCUCCUCACCUUUUCCUUCCCCAAAGCGAAGCUUUUCUGAACCACAGCUUGGCUUAUGCUAAUAGAUAUCUGCAGUACCCCAUCCCUGAUGGCCUGGCGCUACACUCUGUUCCAAUUUCAGGGAAAGGCCCAGUGUACCCCAAUCCUGUUCUGCUGGGCAACAACGGCCUUUACCCAGCCCACUUAGCUGGAAAACAUCCUUUAACCUAUCCAAACCUACCAGCUGGUCCGGGCUUAGAAUACCUCACUUAUAACUCGCAGGAGAUGGCCCAUCCUCUGAUGCAGACGCACUCUGACAGCAAGCCGACAGAGAGGGCAGAUGUAACACUAAAACCCCGGGGACAGGAGAAACCACGGGUAGCUGAAGAGGGGGGGAGCCACAGAGUUCACAGCACUGGGAAAGAAACAAGCGAAGGCAACCAAAUGAAGCAUGAUAGGGAGAUAGGAGUACAAGGACAGGGUGGCAGUCAAAGCAAAACCCUCCCUUCAUCUGCAACAUCUAGAGAAACGAUUGUCUGCAUUGACCUUGUACACUCAGACACAGAUAUCGAGUCUACACCAACAGUCCAAAAACAGUCUUCUGCAGAGAAUAGCAACAAGGGGAAGGAAAAUGAAUGUCACAACAGCCAGAACCCCAUCAACACUGAAACUGAGAUAAAAAACCAUGCACAUCCAAGUCACUCUGUAAAAAAAACAAACUUGAAAGGAAGCAACACUGAUGGCCAGCAGGAUGCUUUUUUUGGGAAAGGAAAAAUUCCCCAGGAAACGCCCUGUCAAGCCGAGACACCCAGGGCAUCCCAGACCUCUCUUCCAGGAGAGAUUUCUGAAGCAGAAGAGAGCACAGAGGAGAGUAGCCCCAGCCCAGACCCCGAAGAUCAAGAUCAGAGCACUUUACGCUGUGCCCGCACCUCAGGGGAGCGUAGCUCUGGAAAGGACAAAAGAGAUGGGGGCAGCUGCGUUCCACUCCCUACACAGGACAAUACGAAUGUGGUAAAGGAGUGUGAGAGGGAGGUGGAAAAGGAGGACAGUAUUGUUGAUCUUGGGGAGUCCCAAGCAGAGGGAGAUGACGAUGAAGAGGAGGGGGAAGAAGGUACUCAGACUUCAUCUAAAAACUCUCGUAGGUCCAGCCUGGCGAAACGGAUUGCUAACUCCUCUGGCUACGUUGGCGACCGCUUUAAAUGCGUCACCACAGAGCUGUAUGCAGACUCUAGCAAACUGAGCCGCGAGCAGAGAGCCCUACAGAUGGAAGUCUUAUCACGAGAGGAGAGUAAUAUAAGCCAACCUGCAGCUAACUGGGAGCGGGCGAUGAUGCGGUUCUCCGAGCUGGAGCUGAAGGAGAAGGAGGGCGGCGCCGGCAUGUGCGUCUUUGCCUCGGCAGCGGCAGCAGGACGGGAGCUGGCAGACGGCCAGCACAGAGAGAGAGGGCUGGAGUCCUGCCAGCACACCACCAGGCAGGCAGAGAGGGAGGGUGUCCGCCCGCUGUACGCCAACAACAGGGUUCCAGUUCUCCAGAGGUGCGUGGCCCCGAGGGACCACGUGUCCCUGGGUCACCAGGGUCAAGAUGGGGCCAAGAAAGCUGCGACCAGAGAGUCUGAGGAGGGACUAUGCAUGCCUCCCACUCUGACGCCAUCAAAGGAGUUCCUGGAGGAAAAGUUCAGCCCAGGGUUCGGAGCUGCCAGAAAACGCCCGCUCACUAAGGAGGAGCAGGAGGAUACAGAGGAAGGGGAGCGGGAGAAGAGAGCCAAGCUGUCCACAGCAGAUGAGCAUGAGCAGACUAGACCUAACGAGGAUGACGACGAUGACGAGGUGCGAAAGCUCAAAGUUUGCAUUGAGCUUAAGGGACUGCGACUCAGCAAGCCCGCAGCAGGGGCAGGGUCACCCGACGGGUCCCAGUUCAAACAGGAAAGGCCAUGGCCCCAGCCCCGCGCGGCAAACCCAGCACAGACCCAACGAGAGCGCAAGAUCCAUGCAGCAGAGCCUGAGGACAGGGCCGCAGCGCAGAGGAACGACAUCAACGGGAAGUGGGGCUACGAGAAGCUACCUAAUGGAGUAGCUGCUCCUGCCCUUCCCCCCGGCCAGCCAAAGGACAGAGCGCACCAGCCGAACCUCUUCUCAGGUGACCGCGGCCUUAAAGAGUCAAAGAGGGGCCCCCCUUCGCCGGCCCCGGAGUCCUGCGUGGGAGGCGUGCCUCCCCUCAAGCCCCGUCGCCAUAGUGACACGGACAAACCCAAGGGCAAGCGGCCCUGCAAGACCAAGCACACCAGCCAGCGAGACAGAGAGAGGGAGCGCGAGAAGAGGAAAGAGGCCGCGCCCACCAGUCCGGGCCAGCGCUCUGCGCCUGAUCUGGAAUCAGCCGCGGACGACAAGCCGGCUGAGCAGCGCAGCGCUCCGAGGAAGAGAGCCGCCUCUCCUAAUCACUAUCCCUGCUCUCUGCUCCAGCCCUGCUCCCCCGCCGCGCUCUGUCCGCCCGCCCUGCUGCCACAGGCGAAUGUCAAGGCCCCGCUGGAAGUACCGGGGCUGCACAGGACCCCCCCUCCUGAGCCCUCCGCCGUGCGCCCUAUCCCGCCGGAGGCUCGGCGACUGAUCGUGAACAAGAACGCAGGCGAGACUCUGCUGCAGAGAGCUGCGCGGCUCGGCUACGAGGAGGUGGUGCUGUACUGCCUGGAGAACAGAGUCUGCGAGGUGAAUCACAGAGACUAUGCGGGCUACUGUGCUCUGCAUGAGGCAUGUGCCCGGGGCUGGCUCAGCAUUGUCCAACACCUGCUGGAUUAUGGCGCAGACAUCAACUGCAGUGCACAGGACGGGACCAGACCCAUCCAUGAUGCUGUGGAGAAUGACCACCUGGACGUGGUGCGGGUGCUGCUGUCUUACGGAGCUGACCCCACCCUGGCCACGUACUCCGGCCGCAGCCUGCUGAAAAUGACCCGCAGCAACGGCAUGGAGCGCUUCCUCACCGAUUAUUUUGCUGACCUUCAGGGACGCUCAGAUGACGACGCAGGGCUUUAUUGGGAGUUCUAUGGCAGCGCUGUGUGUGAAUCAGGCGAAGAGGGCGGCGUUUACAACAUCCUGGCAGACCCUCCAGGUCCAGACGACGAGGACGAGGAUGAGAGAAGGGAGGUGUUUGAAUUUGAAUUCUCUGAUCGACCUCUGCUGCCAUGUUACAACAUCCAGGUGUCCCUCUCCCAGGGACCUAGAAACUGGCUGCUGCUGUCAGAUGUGCUCCGCCGGCUGCGCAUGUCCGCCCGCGCCUUCCGACAAGCCUUCCCCCACAUGGAGGUGGUGACUGUGGCAGAGGCGGAGUUCUACAGGCAGGCGUCCCUGUCGCAGCUGUUUUCCUGCCCGGAGGAGUUGGAGGGCUUCCAGCCGGACAGCAAGGACCUGUUGGACUUGGUUGAAGACAGCGCGGAGCUGGCUGCUCUGCUGGGCUCAACACUGGAGUGUCUGGACGACCGCUGGGACCACCAAGCGGACAAACUCAAAGACAAAAUCAAGGCGGCGGGCAAGCUGGGCUCAUCCUGACCGUUUUCCUCACUAAGUGGAGUUUGCUGUUGAACCAAUCAGAGGUUACAGAUAUGCCUUAGCGUGACCCUUAGUUCCCUCGGCUCUGGACCAGCACUGGUGUACUGACAGACUGACCCACUGGUUAGCUGGGCUGUGGAAACCUUUCCCUCCAUUAACUAAGGAUCAACACAUUUCUGACUCAAGAGACUUAAUAAUGGUCUUAUUUUUAUAAAUUAAUAUAUGUAUAAAUAAAUAUAUACAGUAUAUAUAUGAUAUGGAGAGCGUUUUCUCUUUGAGAUGUUGCUCUUGGCACCUCUGAAAGCUUUUUUUUUUUUUUAUGGAGCAGUCGCGCUCUAAGCGGCUGGACGGUGUGUGUGAGCAUACAGCACACUGUGCAUGUUGUACAGAAUAGUUCUGAGGCUGUGCUGUUCGGUCUGAUAUUUGUGUUUAUAGGAAGCACAUGAUGUCCAUUUUUUUUCUCCCCUAGUUCUCCUCAAACUUUAGUGCUUGUUUGAGCCUCAGGGGCUACUUUGUUGUAUUUUUUUCCUCUCUUUAAGAUGUUUCUUUCUGUUCAGGCUGUAAUUUAAACGUUAGAAGCUGCAAAACUGUUUGUAUAAUAAAGUUUUAAGACCAUGUUGAUAUUCCCCUCCCCCCUCCCCUGUGGCACAGAGCUUGUAUAUAACGGGGAGGAUACUGCAGUACUUUAAUUUUUUUUUUCUUUGGAGUGUUCAUUUUUUGUUUUGUUUUAACUUUGUAAUUAAAAUAUCCCAUAAUUUGUAUUUAUAUUUUACAAAAGAAGUUGCUUUAAAAUAAAUCUACAAACUGCAAGUU